Molecule: messenger RNA, 1242 nt
Organism: Schistocerca nitens (vagrant locust)
Lineage: Eukaryota; Metazoa; Arthropoda; Insecta; Orthoptera; Acrididae
Exons: 1
Coding region: 1-1242 (413 amino acids)
Source: RefSeq, a predicted model, not a curated record
AUGACUACUAACACCACAGAUUGUCUGCCCUCGUGGCUGGACAAGGAUUUUGCUGAAAAAUCUCUGAAGGAUUCCAACAAUUAUCAAGACUUCAGGGUCCUCUCCGCAGAUGUACAACAAGCAUCAGCUCUAGGAGAAAACUUCAUGAGUGAAAUCUAUCGUAUGACUGUGGAACUAGAGCAUAAAGUCAAGCGGCAUAAGGAAACUGUGUCAUUAAUAGUAAAAUUAUUUCCAGGUGGAGAAGUUAUGCAGAAAAUAGCACAGGACAUGCAAGCCUUUGAGAGAGAGACUCUCAUGUUCAGUGAGACCAUUCCUGCAAUGACACAGAUAUUACAGAAAGCAGCCCCUGGUAAAUACACACAGUUAUCUGCAAUGUGUUUCACCUCUGGGACUCAGCCAGUUAUCUAUGUAGUCCUCGAGGACUUGAAGGCCAGAGGGUUUGUAAUGGCAGAGAGGUGCAAGGGACUGGACUUGGCUCAUGCAAAACUUGUUGUCAGGAAACUGGCUGAGUUCCAUGCAUCUUCCAUUGCACUGUAUGCACAGAACCCUACAUCAAUGGACAAAUAUAAGAGUUUUCAAUUGUUUGAAGGAGAAGCAGGUAAGCACAUAGAGUCCUUCUUGAAACUAGGCUGCAAAGGUCUCGCAGAUCAGCUGGAGACAUUAGAGAAAUCAUACUCACAGUAUGCACCAAGAGUCCGAGCUCUCUCAGAAAACCUAUACCCACAUCUAGCAAAGAUGGCAAAACAGAAGGGAAAGUUUUGUGCCUUAGCUCAUGCAGAUACCUGGACCAACAACAUUAUGUUCAAAUACUCUGGUAGUGCCGUCCAAGAUGUGGUUCUACUCGACUUUCAGGUUUCUUGCUACCAUUCACCUUCAAUUGACUUACAUCAUUUUAUACACACUAGUAUUACAGAACAAGUGUAUGCUGGUCACUUAACAGACCUUUUGAAAGAGUACUAUAAUCAUUUAAUGGAAGUGAUGGAAGAUAUUGGUAUCAGCAGAGACAAACAGAUAUCCUUUGAGGAGGUGCUUGAAGACUUUGAGGCCCACAUGCUGUAUGGCUUGUACAUAGCAAUAUCAGAGCUUCCAGUUGCACGCAGUGAAGGGGAAUCUGGUUUUGAUGUAGAGGCAUCUAUGAAAGGAACAUACACUGAUGAUAAUAGAAGUGCUUUUACAGGUGCUGCGUAUAUGCAAGCUAUAAAACGUAUGCUGCCAGAAUUUGAAAAGAGAGGUUUAUUGUGA